Nanorana parkeri is the source of this 3262-nucleotide messenger RNA. It is a transcript of the gene TRAK2, whose product is annotated as trafficking kinesin protein 2. Bases 308 to 3073 code for a protein of 921 amino acids. NCBI's taxonomy places the organism in Eukaryota, Metazoa, Chordata, Amphibia, Anura, Dicroglossidae. The record is from RefSeq and is a predicted model, not a curated record. Gene Ontology annotation, biological process: neurogenesis; anterograde axonal transport of mitochondrion. Gene Ontology annotation, cellular component: dendrite. Gene Ontology annotation, molecular function: GABA receptor binding. The transcript has 17 exons.
CCCCAGACUGAGGCCGGGCUGGUGCAGAGGAAUAGACCAUUUAGUAGGAGCGUGAAGCUGAAAAGGGUGAUGAAGCUGCCGGUUUUUUCCCUUGUCUGUGUGCAGUGAUGAACUGAGGAAGGUGACAAUAGGAGAGGUGACAUGAAGAAAGAAAGGUGAAGUCAAGCAUUUGCCCGAAAACAACAAGUGUCCCUUUUGCAGAUGUAUUCACAACCAAACAGAAGAUUACCGAAGUCCCACGGCUUUCUGCCUCCUCGUUAAAAGUAAACUAUAUUCUACGACCAAUGUUCACCAGAUAUCCCAGCAGAUGCUAGAAACAACCACCUUGCACCUAAAAAAUAAACUCAUGAAUAUCCAUUGUGGAGAUAAAGCCCCUGGCAAUGAGGUUUAUCACAGCCAAGAUGCCCCUGAAAUGGAACUGGUAAACAUGUUAGAGGAUCAGCUACCCCAGUACAAGUUAAGAGUGGACUCCUUGUACCUCUAUGACCACCAAGACUGGAUCCAAUCCCCAACCAAGCAAAGCAAUGGCUUGGGCAAUCUUUCUCCUGUAUUGGCUGAAGAGACUUUCCGUUACAUGACUUUUGUUGAACUUCCCUCCUCGUCAUUUGAUGAUUCUUGUAAAUCAAGCCAGAGUUCACAAGUACUUAGUUCAGAACGAAUAGAUCAGAUGACAAGGAGUUAUAAUGACACAGAUAUGCUAAGUCACUUACUGGCAGAGAGGGACAGGGAUCUGGAACUAGCUGCUCGCAUUGGCCAGGCUCUUCUGAAAAGGAACCAUAUACUGACAGAGCAGAAUGAGACUUUAGAAGAGCAGUUGACCCAAGCACUGGAUCAUGUAAACCAACUCCAACAUGAGUUAGCCAAGAAGGAUGACUUGCUCAGAGUGGUAUCUAUUGCUUCGGAAGAAAGUGAGACUGACUCCAGUUGUUCUACCCCUUUGCGGUCCAAUGACUCGUUCACCAUAACACAUGGCCUACUGCAGCUUGAUAACCUGCAUGGCAAACUUCGAGAUCUGGAGGAGGAAAAUCUGGCCCUGCGGUCCAAGGCUUCACAUCUGAAAACCGAAACAAUUACAUAUGAAGAAAAAGAGCAGCAACUGGUCAUCGACUGUGUGAAAGAGAUUCGUGAAUCAAAUGCCCAGAUCGGCACACUCACUGAAGAGCUUUCCACAAAGUCAGAGGAGAUUGUACAAUACCAUGAGCAGAUCUCUAAUAUGCUGUCACAGAUGGUUGACCUUCAGCACAAGCUGAAAGAGAGUUCAAUGGAGAAGGAGGAGCUGAGAAUACAUUUACAAGCAUCUAAGGAAGCACAGAGACAGUUGACUGCUGAACUUCAUGAGUUACAAGAUCGCAAUGCAGAAUGUGAGGGGAUACUGCAGGAGACUCAGGAUGAACUGAAAAUGCUGCGGUGCAAAGCCAGCCCUUCUGCACUUCUUAGAAGGCCCCAGUCAUACAGCGUUUUCCCUGUGGAUUCUUUGGCAGCAGAGAUUGAGGGUACUAUGCGGAGAGAACUGAGUUUGGAAGAGGAUUCAAACCUUGGAGAAAGAAAGAAACAGCCAAAACGGGUGUUUGAUACAGUGAAAGUAGCCAAUGAACUGCGCUGCCGAUCUUCUGUUACAUCGAUACCUGGAUCUAAUCGUUCCGGACUAGUGAUGACUGCCCUACCUUUUGAAUCCGGGGCAAAGACCGAGCAGAAGAAUCCUGACACCUGUCCAAUUGAGCAAGGCACAAAGGAAAAGGACCACUCAAAGCUGGGAGAUAAUAAUUUGGAAACGGCAUUGCACAGGCUCCAUCUUAGAAGACAAAACUACUUAAGUGAGAGGCAGUUUUUUAAGGAAGAGUGUGAGAGGAGGUUGAAAUAUCUAGACGAUGAACGGGACCAGAACAGCUGUAGAAGUCCCACUGGAAGUGUCUUGUCCAUGUCAACCCACUUGUCAGAUUUCACAGACGGUUCAGCUACCUCUAGUACCCUGCGCAGCCUUCUUCCAGAGAAACUGCAGAUCGUCAAGCCACUGGAAGGUUCCCAAACUCUCCACCAAUGGCAACAGCUAGCACAGCCAAACCUGGGUACCAUUCUAGAUCCCCGUCCUGGUGUAAUGACCAAAGGUUUUAAACCUCUUCCUGAGGAUGCUGAAUACCACUUAUGCGAUUUAGAAGAGGAUGAAAAGGAAGAUGAGGAUGAUGAUGAUGAAGAAGGGAUAACAUUCGAAGUGCAGGAAAGAAAGGAAGAAGUGCCAACAUCCAGCUUAAACAUUUUCCUGCCACCCAUUACUGUGUCAUCAGCAUCAAGUUCUGCAACAAACCCCGGCAAGUGCCUGGGCAGCACAAACUCAACAUUUACUUUCACCACUUGCCGAAUCCUACAUCCCUCCGACAUCACUCAGGUUACUCCCAGUUCUAUGUACACUUCUUCAUCUUUUGGAAGUGGCAGCACUUCCUCCACUAGUACAUUGGUGAAUUCUCCUGCUAUGUCCUGCCGGCUGAGUGUUGGGGAAUGUUUUGGCAAGGAUAUAGAUCCCAGGUUAAGCAGCACAAGUAACUUAACCAAACUUCUUCAAGAACAAGGGAUUUCCGCCAAGGUGAACAGCGAUAAGGAUGAAGAGAAGCCACCACGACCACAGAAUUUACUUCUUCCUUCCACACCACCCAAUUCUCCCACCCGGUCUCCCUGUGUUUCUCCCCAAACAUUUGAGCCAAUAGCAAAUUCCUCAGAAAACUUCCUUGCAAUUUCCAGACCAGCGGAGAGCUUUCUUCAAGAAAUGUAUGGUUUAAAGUCCACACGAAACCAAGCUGAUUUGGGGCAACUGAAGAUAAAUUUGGUGGAUCGAUUGAAGAGGUUAGGAAUCGCAAGAGUAGUUAGCCAGCCAGGCCAGGCGGACCAAGUGCAGAAGUUGGCACUGAACAAUGGGUUAAAACGACAAGAGUCUGCUAUGUUUGUUGCAACAAGCAGUAGUCUAUUGGGCGGCCUAAGAAGGAACCAGAGUCUUCCAGCUAUUAUUGGUGGACUUGCAGCUCCAGCGUGCACAUAUCCUCCAAAAAUGGGUAGCUUAAAAGAAGACUUGGCACAUAAAUAAUAAUAAAAGGGACUGCUUUGAUUAAGUGUUCUCUGUUCAGAGAAGGAGUACUUGCAUGUUUGUGAAAGGUUGUAGAAGGUUUGUGGAUGUGAAGGAGGAGAAAAGAGAUUGUAGGAAUGAUUCCCUACUAGGGACAUUUAUAAAAAGUAAUGCCAGGCUGUGUAGAAGGACCUUGGAAAGUGAUACAGA